Molecule: messenger RNA, 564 nt
Organism: Rana temporaria (common frog)
Lineage: Eukaryota; Metazoa; Chordata; Amphibia; Anura; Ranidae
Product: guanine nucleotide-binding protein G(I)/G(S)/G(O) subunit gamma-5
Exons: 1
Coding region: 90-296 (68 amino acids)
Biological process (GO): G protein-coupled receptor signaling pathway
Cellular component (GO): heterotrimeric G-protein complex
Molecular function (GO): G-protein beta-subunit binding
Source: RefSeq, a predicted model, not a curated record
CCCUCAUAAAGCGCAUGCGCAGUCACCCUUUCCAGAGAAGUCGGCUGAAAAGUUAGCAGGAGGUAAAAAGAAAAGUUUUGCGAGACAGCAUGUCGGGGACCGCGAACGUGUCGGCUAUGAGGAAGAUGGUGUCGCAGCUGCGGCUGGAGGCCAGCAUCAACAGGGUGAAGGUCUCUCAGGCGGCCGCUGACCUGAAGCAGUUCUGUAUGCAAAAUGCACAACACGAUCCCUUACUAACUGGAAUUUCCUCAAGCACAAAUCCUUUCCGACCCCCGAAAGUUUGCUCUUUCCUGUAAAUUGUAUUUUCGCUCUAUGAUUAACUUUAGCUGGAUCGCAUUUUGUCAGGAGUGGCUUGGUUUGACCCUGUACAAGACUUCACCCCCGGGACGUGCCAAGUUUCCCCCCAAUCCAUGUACAAUCUAUUGUCAGACCUGUUUAACAUCUACCUCUCCGCUUUGUGCUAUUUGCCGUAAUGUGCAUUUCUUGUCUUUAAAAAGAUAUUGAUUUUUAUACACUGGUGACUAACCACAAUAAAUUUCAUUUUAAUACUGAAAAAAAAAAAAA